Neomonachus schauinslandi (Hawaiian monk seal) is the source of this 1309-nucleotide messenger RNA. It is a transcript of the gene WARS2, whose product is annotated as tryptophanyl tRNA synthetase 2, mitochondrial. The record is from RefSeq and is a predicted model, not a curated record. The coding region runs from base 3 to 1085 and encodes 360 amino acids. Lineage: Eukaryota; Metazoa; Chordata; Mammalia; Carnivora; Phocidae. Gene Ontology annotation, cellular component: mitochondrial matrix; mitochondrion. Gene Ontology annotation, biological process: mitochondrial tryptophanyl-tRNA aminoacylation. The transcript has 6 exons. Gene Ontology annotation, molecular function: ATP binding; tryptophan-tRNA ligase activity.
AGAUGGCGAUACGCUCAAUGCGGAAGGCGCGUGGGUGCUGGAGCUUCAUCCGGGCACUUCAUAAAGGACCCGAAGCUGGUCAGACUCCCCAGAAAGAUGCUGUGAAGCGAGUAUUCUCUGGCAUUCAGCCUACAGGAAUCCCCCACCUCGGCAAUUACCUGGGAGCCAUUGAGACCUGGGUGAGGUUGCAGGAAGAGCAUGGCUCAGUGCUGUACAGCAUCGUUGACCUACACUCCAUCACUGUCCCCCAGGACCCGGCUGUCCUUCGGCAGAGCAUCUUGGACAUGACUGCUAUUCUUCUCGCCUGUGGCAUAAACCCAGAGAAGACCAUCCUUUUCCAACAAUCUCAGGUGUCUGAACACACACAAUUAAGUUGGAUCCUCACCUGCAUGGUCAGAUUACCCCGGUUACAGCAUUUACACCAGUGGAAGGUGAAGAUUGCCACGCAGAAGCAUGGCGGGACCGUGGGCCUGCUCACGUACCCGGUGCUCCAGGCAGCCGACAUCCUGUUGUACAAGUCCACACACGUUCCUGUCGGGGAGGAUCAAGUCCAGCACAUGGAGCUCGUUCAGGAUCUAGCACGAGAGUUUAACAAGACGUAUGGGGAGUUCUUCCCGGUGCCCAGGUCCAUUCUAACAUCGCUGAAGAAGGUGAAAUCCCUCCGUGAUCCUUCUGCCAAAAUGUCCAAAUCGGACCCUGAUAAACUGGCCACGGUCAGGAUAACAGACAGCCCGGAGGAGAUCGUGCAGAAAUUCCGCAAGGCUGUGACGGACUUCACGUCGGAGGUGACCUACGAGCCAGCGCGCCGCCCCGGGGUCUCCAACCUGGUGGCCAUUCACGCGGCGGUGGCCGGCCUCCCCGUGGAGGAAGCGCUGCAGCACAGCGCGGGCGUGGACACCGCUCGCUACAAGCUCCUGGUGGCCGACGCCGUGAUUCAGAGGUUUGCUCCAAUUCAGAGGGAGAUUGAAAAACUGAAGACCGACAGGGGCCACUUAGAGAAGGUUCUCCAGGUGGGCUCAGCCAAAGCCAAAGAAUUAGCCCAUCCCGUGUGCCAGGAGGUGAAGAAAUUGGUGGGGUUUCUAUAGGAAGCUUCCCUGCGUGGCAGAAAACCUUUUAUGUCUUGUGGCCUGUGCACACCUAUUAAUAAAGGCAGCUUUCCUCACAAAUGAAAAAUGAUGGCUUGGGGACACCUAAUUUUGGUACACAUGAUUAUUGGCUUCAUUCGUCAAUAAGAAUUUGUAACUCUCAGGGGCACCUGGGUGGCUCAGUGGGUUGAGCGUCUGCCUUCCGCUCAGGUCAUGAUCCCAGG